AUGACUGGAGUUGAGGCAUCACUCCGGGCCUUUCUUGAGGUUCUGGACAAAGACGGCAAGCAGGCAAGAGACUCCUCACCGUCACAAACUCAGUCACGUCGUUACAAGAACAAAAGAAUUCCUAGGCUCAAGACGACCAGCCUCGAGGAAAUGGAAAAGGAAACAAACGGUGCGCGAGAGAGAUAUGCGCCGGAGCCGCUCACCGAAAUAAUUAUUUUGGAUGAGAAAGCCACCUCGCCUGUGGUAUCCGAGACGUGUCGCCAGCUACGAAUCUCAGAGGAUACAUGGAGUGUUAUAAGCGAGCUAGACCUCGGGUUUUCUGGAAAGCCCAUUAUACACUCGGCGGAUUUCGUUCAUGUGUAUACAGAGCUGAAAAAGCUCCAGGUGGAUGCACCACCCGAUACGGAACUGAAGUCCGGACUUUCCCAGCUCCUCGCGCUCAUCGAUUCCGAAAUGAGCGGAUCUGCAUAG
Molecule: messenger RNA, 471 nt
Organism: Pyricularia grisea
Lineage: Eukaryota; Fungi; Ascomycota; Sordariomycetes; Magnaporthales; Pyriculariaceae
Exons: 3
Coding region: 1-471 (156 amino acids)
Source: RefSeq, a predicted model, not a curated record